CAGAUACACAUGCCUUUAGAUGCUACUACCAGGCAGCCGAAGGGCCUCGCGUACGUCUCCUUCGCUCAACCAGCAAACGCGCUCCAAGCUUAUGAAGCUCUCGACCGCAAGUCCUUCCAAGGACGGCUGCUUCAUAUCCUCGCAGCCGUCGAUAGAAAGGGCAAGGUUGAAGUCGAGGACGGUGAUGGGCGGAAGAAGACGAUGAAGGAGGAGAAAAACCAGAAACGAAAAGCAAACGCUGGAAAGCAGUUCAACUGGAGUAUGCUGUAUAUGAAUAGUGAUGCUGUAGCGUCUUCCAUCGCGGACCGCAUGAACAUCAACAAAGCCGACAUCCUCAAUCCCGAGUCUGGUGACAACGCAGCUGUGAAACUCGCGUUGGCUGAGACGCACAUCAUUCAAGAAACCAAGACUUACCUCGAGUCACAAGGUGUUCUGUUAUCAUCCUUCGGCUCUCGCGCCCGGUCAGAUACCACCAUUCUCGUCAAGAACAUACCCUACGGCACGACGGUCGAGCAGAUCCGCGAAAUGUUCGAACCACAUGGCGAGCUGAGUAGGGUGCUCGUUCCUCCAGCUGGCACGAUGGCCGUGGUGGAUUUUGAGAAGCCAGACGAUGCUGCGCAGGCAUUCCGCGCUGUUGCAUAUCGGAGGUUGGGGAGCACAGUGGUAUAUUUGGAGAAAGGGCCUUUAGGGAUGUUCGCAGAAGGCUCUACGCCGGCUGCACCUAGCACGACGGGCCCGUCACACGCCGCUAUCAAGAUCGCUGAGCAGCAAAUCCCCGACCCUACUGCAGAGGGAGAAGAGGAGGAGCAAUCGAUUUCUGGUGGCACAACUCUCUAUCUCAAGAACAUCGCCUUCUCCACGACACAAGAACGCUUGACUCAAGUAUUCUGUCAUUUGCCCGCUUUCUCCUUUGCAAGGAUACAGACGAAACCCGAUCCCAAACGGCCUGGCAGUCGACUGAGUAUGGGAUAUGGCUUCGUUGGGUUCAAAGAUGCAGAGUCGGCCAGGAAGGCGUUGAAGAGCAUGCAGGGGUUCUCGUUGGAUGGGCAUGCUUUGCAUGUCAAGUUUGCAGGACGUGGUGCUGAUGAGGUGGAGAAGGAGGUCGUGAAAGGAUCGAAGAGUACGACAACCACCAAGAUGAUUGUGAAGAAUGUGCCGUUUGAGGCUACGAAGAAGGAUAUCAGGGAUCUCUUUGGUGCUCACGGACACCUGAAAUCCGUACGCCUCCCCAAGAAAUUCGACGCCCGCACACGCGGGUUCGCGUUCCUCGACUUUGUAUCCCGCCGCGAAGCCGAGAACGCAUAUGAUGCACUCAGGCACACCCAUUUGCUCGGCCGACAUUUGGUGUUGGAGUGGGCUGAGGAGGCAGAGCAGGAUCUGGACGUGCUGCGGAUGAAGGCGGGCGUUGGGUUUGGUGGUGGGAAGGAGAUGCCUGGGAGGAAACGCAAGUUGGAUUUGGGCAAGACUGGGGAGGAGGAUGUCGAGGAUUUGGAGGUCUGAAGAGGAUGUUGGAGUACGUCAAAAAUGUCGUGGUUAUGACUAGAACACGCAGAGGACGUUGUGAGGAAUUGUCUUAUCUGAUAUCACCCAUCUGUAAAUUGGUACGGAUAAAGUUACUUACCCAUGA
This is a messenger RNA of Laccaria bicolor S238N-H82, 1627 nucleotides long. RefSeq lists its product as uncharacterized. The coding region runs from base 10 to 1500 and encodes 496 amino acids. The record is from RefSeq and is a predicted model, not a curated record. The transcript has 3 exons. Lineage: Eukaryota; Fungi; Basidiomycota; Agaricomycetes; Agaricales; Hydnangiaceae. Gene Ontology annotation, molecular function: RNA binding.